Molecule: messenger RNA, 834 nt
Organism: Ostertagia ostertagi
Lineage: Eukaryota; Metazoa; Nematoda; Chromadorea; Rhabditida; Trichostrongylidae
Source: the annotation of a GenBank genome assembly
AUGGAUAAACCACUCAGAUCAACAUCUGCACCAGCAAUCAAGAGGAGAUGUGUUGAUAUGGUGUCGCCUGAGAAGGAUGACUGGGCAAAACUUAUGGCGGAUUGUGCUGGACCCGGAGUCCCUGCUCAUGUGAGAGCCACAUCAGUGCUCCAGUCGAUAAAAAAGAAGCAAUUGGACUCAUUGCGGAAACUGAUUGGCGGUCUUGUGGAAGAGAAUACUAAGCUUAAGGCGGAGAAUGAUACUUUGAGAAAAAUGGUUGAAAGGAGGAAUUCGUUAACGAAUGGUUCAUCAGUACUAAGUCGCAAGUUAUUAAUUUCAACACAAUACCAAAUUUUCCGAGCUGCUAGGGUUCGCAAAAGAGGUGGUGGAGUUGCGGUCAUGGUCAAAAGUCCUCAUUCGGCUUGUAUUGUUUUCAAUGAGUCAGUAACUGACUCUUACGAAAUCUUAACUUGUGGUAUUUGGUUUUACUCUCUGGAGAUGAGAGUCAUAGCACACUCAUCCGUGACACCAAAAGCGGGCCGCCAAUUGGUAGCAGUGACCAUGCAGUCAUCAAAUUUCGUCUGUUUCCGUCUGAAAAUUAAACUACCUGCAUUAGAGAUUUUAAGUCGGCCUUUAAAGCGUGGCCCAUUUGGCACAUUUGAUAUUGCUCAUAUGGUAAAUGAAAAAUAUGAAAUGUUUUUAGCCGUUUUGAAGCACGCCAUGGAUUGGUUCAUACCUCCCAAAUUGAAAAAUGAAAAUGUGCUAUCUAAACUUCCCCAAUAUUCGAGCUCUUCGGAAAAGGUCAGGCAUAGGCUAUGGUGGCGAGCAGUUUUGUCGCAAAUGGCGAGUGACUGA